This is a messenger RNA of Bacillus rossius redtenbacheri, 12229 nucleotides long. Its product is annotated as trithorax group protein osa-like. Gene Ontology annotation, molecular function: RNA binding. The record is from RefSeq and is a predicted model, not a curated record. The coding region runs from base 248 to 3520 and encodes 1090 amino acids. Lineage: Eukaryota; Metazoa; Arthropoda; Insecta; Phasmatodea; Bacillidae. Gene Ontology annotation, cellular component: nucleus. The transcript has 18 exons.
GGUAUUGUGCAGUAUUUUCUGCGCUUUACUAUUAUCAUAUAUCUGAGACCAAAUAUUUGUUAUGAUAUCCGUUUGGGAUUUCAUUUUGGAAUUUUGAAUGUUAAACUUUUUUCUAUGUUGUAGUUGUAGCAGAAAACCUUUUUUGUCGAUCGUAAAUAAAAAACAAUUUUCAAAGAAGAUUUGGUGCUUAAAUGUAGGUUUAUUUUUUCAGCGAAGAAAAAUGCUUCGUUAUUAACUUUCAAGGGAUAUGAACCACGUGGUUGGCAGCACUGCAGCAGCUGUGAGUGACCCUUCAACAGGCGUGUUUGCGACGCAGGCAGCCGAGGUCAUCCCAAGCUGGAACCAGUCGAGUCAGACGGAGCUGCCGGUCACCAAGGUUCGUAGCACAGUUGAUGUGUUCCUGUCAGAAUUUGACAUAAAUGAUGCCCCAUUUGCUGCGCGCGAGCUGCUCACAAAGGGAUUUAUCCAAGACGUCAUAAAUACUCUUUCAGGGGCGCAGGUGUCGACGCGUGGACGCUACCUCAGUCGUCAGGACAAGGCAGGCAGCUCGACAGAGCGAGCUCUCUACCUCCACAUCCAAGCUCCCACCAAGCAGGCAGUUUGUCUGGCGGUGCAGCAGGUGAGCAGAAUAAUCGAGCAGUGCAAGAUGGACUCUCUCCCGAACCUGAGUCGCCCCAGCAAGUUCAAGAUGGGGCCCCCCCAGCCGCAGCAGGCGCCCCAGCCACAGCCACUCAUGAGCAUCCAGACCAAUGUGCCAUCUGUGCCGUGUGCUGUGGGGUUGCAGGAGAAGGUGAUAGUUGGCCUGGACCACGCACCGCCAAUGUUCGACCUGCGCAAUAAGUUGAUCGGACAAGGAGGGGCUAACCUACACUACAUCCGCAAUGAGACGGGUGCCUUGGUGACGCUCCGUGGCAAGGGCUCUGGCUUUGCUGACCCCAUGACGGGGCAGGAGUCCAAUGAACCCCUGCACCUGCACUGCGAACACAACAAGUACGAAGCAUUGCAAGCAGCUCGGCAGCUGGCCCACAACCUGGUCGAGACAAUGCAACAGGAGUUCUCACAGUUUCAACACCAACAGCAGCAGCAACAACAACAGCAACAGCAUCAACAGCAACAGCAGCAGCAGCAGCAGCAUCAGCAUCAAUUGAGCAACAUCACUUUGCAUCAUGGCCAGUUGCAGACCGUGAGUGUGGGAGGCCUCGCCCAGUCGGGCAUCGUGACCUUGCAGCAUCAGCAGCCGGUACAGCAUCAGGAGCUGGUGCAGCAGCAAGGUGGGAUCCCAGGACUGGUGGCGACCAGCAUCUCUCUGCCCAUCAUGUCCAGCGUGCCAACUGUCUUCACCAGCCAGCUGCAGCCCACAGUGAGCCAGUUAGCGGGCCCGCCCCCUCACAUGCUGGGACUGCCUCCACCACACCUCAGCUCGCAGCCCCAGCCACAGCAGCAGCAGCAGCAGCAGCAGCCGCAGCAGCAGCCGCCGCAACAGCUGAUAGCCCAGCAGGUGCAGCUGCCUCCACCGGGAGUGCACAUCCCCUCGCACCCCGGCCCGCUCGUGCCGCAGCAGCAGCCGCAGCCGCAGCCGCAGCCGCAGCCUCAGCACCAUCACCAGCACGUACAGGCCAUGCUGCACCAACAGCAGCACCAGGCUGCCCCACAGAACCACCUGAUCCUACAACAGCCUCCCCCGACGGGCCUGCUGGCUCCAGGGCUGGUGGUGGUCAGCCAGCCACAGGCGAUGCAGCACGUCAUCACCUCGCAGCCGCAUGGCGUGGGAGUGCAGGCGCUAGUGCCGCCGCCCCAGGGCAUGCUGUACCCGGGCCAGCAGCUGUACGUGAGCCCCAGCCAGCCGCCGCCUGCCCAGGGGGAGCCCCAGCCUGUCCCGGUGCCUGUCACCCAGCAGCAGCAGCAGCAUGCCCCGGCCCCCGCCCCAGCUUCCGCCCAGCAGUUCCUCGCCGUGGGCCCGCAGCACACUGUCACCAUGUCGUAUCCCUACCAGUAUGUGCCGACAACCCAGGCCCCACCAGUGGUGAGCUAUCCGAACUUUGGACGGCCAGACCAGCCGCCCCAGCAGCUGACCCAGGUGUGGCCUCAGGCCGUACCGGCACCAUCCCAGGCAGCCCCACCUGUACAGCUGAAGCCGAGCCCUGUGCUGCAGCAACAACAGCAGCAGCAGCAGCAGCAGCAGCAGCAGCAGCAACAGCAGCAACAGCAGCAACAGCAGGUGCUGGGACCACCCCCAGGGAUGCAGCAGCAAGCUCCGCCCCCGGGAAUGCAGCAGCAGGCUCCACCCCCGGGAAUGCAGCAGCAGGCUCCGCCCCCGGGGAUGCAGCAGCAGGCUCCGCACCCAGGAAUGCAACAGCAGGUUCUGCCCCCGGGGAUGCAGCAGCAGGCUCUGCCCCAGGGGAUGCAGCAGCAUGCUCUGCCCCCAGGAAUGCAGCAACAGGUUGCACCCCCAGGAAUGCAGCAGCAGGCUCCACCCCCUGGGAUGCAACAGCAAGGCCCACCCCCAGGAAUGCAGCAGCAAGCUCCGCCCCCAGGAAUGCAACAGCAAGGCCCACCCCCAGGGAUGCAACAGCAAGGCCCACCCCCAGGGAUGCAGCAGCAAGCCCCGCCCCCAGGAAUGCAGCAGCAAGCCCCACCCCCAGGAAUGCAACAGGCUCUGCCCCCAGGAAUGCAUCAGGCUCCAUCCUCAGGAAUGCAGCAACAGGCUCCUCAACCCGUACAGCCUCCCACAACACAGCCACAACCGGACACACACCACCAGCAACAGCCACAGUCACAACACCAGCCCCAGCCGCAUAGCAAGACGGGCCAGAAGAGGCGCUUCACCGAAGAAGAGACACGUCCAAACACUUUCCAGGCGGUACGUGGUAGUUCACGUAGCGUGUCGCGUGUUGUGCAGACUCGUGACUUGGCCGGGGCAGCCCAAGGGGUGAACAACUCGAGUCAGCCUCCACGACAAGGGAUGGGUGUGGACGAGUUGAUGCAGCUAAGCCAGCAGCAGCGGCAGCAACACCACGUGGCGGUGAGCCAGCCGCCGCCGCAGCAGCCUCACCAGCAGCAGCCGCCGCAGCAGUCGGCACCACGCGCCACAGAGCACGACAAGCAGCUCAUGCCUCCGCCCCCCCCACCUCAGUCCCCCGCAGAUCACCUUCUCGGGACCCGGACCAUGGCCGCUAUUCCGGGCGCUGUACAAGGUGACAAGCGACCAGCAGAAGCGGAGACGAACCCCAAGAGGAGUAAGAGUAAUUCAGGCUACAGCGGCGGCGCGCGAGGGGAGGAGGGCGGCCGCGAGCAGGACGGCCGUGAGCGGCAGCGCGACCGCCCCUCCUACAACCACUACUCGUCCAAGCCGCAGAUGUACAACGCCAGCCUGCCCUUCCACAUGCACGGCAUGGGCGCGUACCCGCCCCCGCCCCCGCCCCCUCCGCCCGCCUCCCAGCAGCAGCCGCCCCAGUACUCCUACUACAACGGCCCGGGCGGCCAGUACCAGUACAAUCCCUACUGGAUGAUGCCCCAGUGAGGGACCACGCAACCCCAUCUUGGCUUCUCAUAAUCAUUCCUAGCUUAGAUUGUGUUUGUUCAUCUUUAUACAGAUAUUAUUGUAGAGUGUUCAGUUUAGUACGAUUCCAAAACCACCCAUCUUCUUUCUAUCUUACCCGAACAGUACCUAUAAAAUAUUAGGAAAAAAAUCUGUUACCCCAAUAGCAAUAUUGCAAUCCAAUAAAUUUAAACUAAUCAUGUGUGUGUAUUAAUAAAUAAAACAAUUUCUUCCCCCUUCACUGGCCACAGAAUCUAGCUUUGAAUGCUUGUUUGAGUCAACUUCCGUAAUCUGGAGUCAGUUUCUCCCUUCUGGCACAGGCUAAACAUCUAAUAAUCAAUACCAGUCCAUAAAUCGGUACAAUGUAUUAUAAAUACCAAUUGUUUGCCUUUUAAAGCCAAUAAUAAGGAUACGUAAUUCCAAUUUAAAGGCAUAACAAAUAAAUUUAUCAAUCCAAGAUGGUGUGGUAUGAUCCUCUUAAAAGUUUUGUAGUUUAACCCACUUGUUUGUGUAAUGAAUACCCUUGAAGUGCUAUUGUAUACCUCCCCGCAUGUUUUUAAAUUUACAAGCAUCCUUCUCUGAAGCCUGUAAUACACAGCUGCUGGACUAAUGUUGGUUAGAAAACAAUGUGUAGUGAAGCUGCAGAUGCUGGGAAAUGCAGUCUGUUUGUGGUUCAACACCGGAUAGACACUGUGUGCUGAAGUGAAUACGAUGCAUAAAACCGUGCAACAUGUGAAAUGACAUUCGUACUGGUAGCACUGGGACAUGAUAGAAUUAUUAAGGGGUUAAACGUGGACUGAGUUGAAUUUUUGCUAUUGCUGGUUCCAAAGACACAAUUUGGAAGGAAAUAAUGGGUUUUAUUUUUACAAUGUAUUGUAAAGUAAACACUGUACUCAAUCCUAGAAUGUUUUUGCUUUUGCAUAGGUUAAAAUAAUAGUUGCUUUCAUAAGGUGUGAAUUAUAUAUGUAUGAUGAGAUUGAUUGUAAAUGUUUUAUGACUAUGAAAAAUUGAGUAUGUGUGUCUAUAAAAAUGAUCUAGUUUUCUAUGAUUCCAUAAGACCAUUUUGUGUGAACUUCAGGUAGACUGCUACAUGUUAAGAGUGGCAUUUUUUCUAGUUACAUGUGUAUAUUUAAUCAACAUUUCAAUUCAAAUGUUAUUUUUUGUGAUGACUAUUGUAGGUUCUUUCUUUUUCAUUGAAAUGCCAUGCAGUUUCCUGUCAUCUAAAAUUUAACUAUAAAAUGUUCAAUGUACAAAUUUUGCUGGUUAGCAAUAAACAUUCUUUAUUAAUAAUUUUUGCUUCAGUAUUUAACAUUAAAUAGUAGGGAUGUGCGAGUACCCGAUAUUUCCGGGUACGGUUCGAAUCCACAAUUACAAUUACCCGAACCCGGAAUCGUUGUACAUACAUGAGUUCGAACAGAAUUACGAAUAUUCACAAAAGUUAUAAAUUAUUUUAAUACGGCUCAAGAAUACUAGCAGUGAAAAAUAAAAUUAGGCUACUAUUAAGUAAGUAUUUAUAAUAUGAUGUAUCAAAGAAAGAUAUGUAAAUUAAAUAAUUAACACAGUGACAUUAAAAGAAUUUCGAGAUUUCGAGAGCUUAAACUAUAAUUAUGAAUUUUGUCGUAUAGCAAAUUAUAAACCAAAAACAAAUACAUACCUACAAGAAAAAAACAUCUUGGCUAUUUAUUGGAGAAAAAAUGGUUUUGUUUGCUGAAACAUUUAUAAAUCUGAGAUUUCCCUUUGGCGUGCAGUUUAUUACGAUUGAGUUGGAGAAUCGAAUAUGUUUUGGUUUUCAUAUUUUAAAGUGUUUAUUAUUAAUUAUUAUAAACAUUUCAAUCUCAGUGUAAUAAAUAAUUGCCAGUAGUUACAGUUAGAAAAAAGAGAACACACAUUAUUUUUAAAUUAAUCAGUUAUUUUUAAUUAUUCUGUGCUUAAUAUUCGGAAUCGAAUUCAUAUCUCAAAUAUUGCCAGGGAUUGAAAUCGUAUUCGAACCGAACUGAAAAUCAAGGUUUCGCACAUCCCUAUUAAAUAGUAAUGAUGCUGUGGCACUUGGUCAAAAUAGUAAUAGUCCUCCAGCACAAAAGCAUAAGGGCUUAGCCAUACUGGAAGCAACGAGAAGACGAGACACUUGGGAAUGAAACAAUGCUAUUUUAUACGGGUGGCCACACUGAGCGAGGCCCGACAGCUAGGUGCAAGUUGUUAAAUCAUAACUAGAGGAAUAAAGAUAAAAAGAGAGAGAAACCAAAGCCUAACCCUUUUUUCGCCCCCUUAAUGGGACGAGGUUUGCUCCACUGUUGGAGAAAUACAUAUGUCGGCACUAGUGAUACUGUUCAGUUAGCAGGGGUCACUUGUAUCUCCGUAUCUGUCCCGCGUGAGACCUCUCUUUUUCUUAGACUUGGGCAUUACCAGGUAAGAUAAUCUUCAAAGUCCUUUGCCGAACAUAAACAAGGUAGAGAGAGGCAUUCUAUGGAAAAAGGUCAUUCAUUCCUGCCUUGUAGUUGUUUGAAGACAUCACAGUUGUCUGUGUUUCCUCUUUGCUGCUAGACAAGCCAGGCUGUGGCUUGCAGGGCGAAGUGCAACAUCUCGAGGCAUAAUUGUUAGCAUGUAGGCAAUAAAGAAAUUGUUGUAACACUUAAUAAAAAUUAUAUUUAUUUGUAAAGGUGCAACAUUCAAACAAACUUAAAUUAGGAGCAAAUGUCUCAUAAACAAAAUAUAAAGGCAAUGACUUGUUAAUUUAAUAAAUAGGAUUUCGGAAUGACAUUUUGUUGACCUUCAUUUCAAAUAGAACUUUUAAGGACAAUGUUUGGAAGAUGUUUAAUAAUUUUGGUCUUUUAGUCAAAUAAUUAUUCAGUUAUUUUCAUUUAAAAAAAUUAUAAAAUGUGGUACUGAGGAAUCAUGAUCCUUGAAACUGAUCUGAGUAAGCAUAUACACACAAUAGGAUUUUUUGCAGUUACAUUAUAAUUUUAGUCAUUAUGAUAUGAUUUUCACUAUAAAUAUACAGCUGGAAUGCUAUAUAUUUAUAUUGAUGUAUUUUAUUAUAUUAUAUAUAUAUAUAUAUAUUAUAUAUAUGCAUCAUUUGAUCAUACAUUUAUUAUAUUCUGUUUAAAAUCAAUUAAUAAAAUAUUUACGACAAUGGUGUAUGUGCAUGACUGCGUACAGUGAGUUCACACUUUUAAGAACACUUAAAUAUAACACUUGAAAAAUUUCUCUGCCUGUAACUGCGUACAAUGUAACUUUAAACAUUGCCUGGUAAACACCCGUACAAAUUGCCAAUGAAUGCGCAAAAGUAGUCCCAUGUAAUAAAUGUCAUUAAAGAGUAACAUUUAAAUUGGGGACCCCUGUACUCUGUUUAUGACUGCUUUACGUAAACUUGAGUAAGAACUGAUGUGUCGUCAGCAGACAUGCCAACUUUUUAAAAGACCUAUCAGUAAAAUCCAGAAAUGCUAAAAACAUUGCGUGAAAUCCAAGCGGCAAAUUUUUGACUACAUUUAACCUCGGUCUAAAAUUCUAAUUAAAACCAUAUAUGUCUACAGCAGUGCUAUUUAAGUUUCAGAAGAUACAGAACAAGAUCAUUUUCUUCAUUUAAGUAUAGAACCACACACACACUCACCUACUUUCCUUUUUCUUGGAGCAAGAUGGCUAGUAGAUGGCUGAAGAUUUUGAUUGGACAUAUUGAAAAACUAACACAACCUUUGCAACAUAGUUAAAAUAAAUCACUGAAAAACUGUCACAAAUAUCCACAUAAGUUAUUAUUUUGUUAAAGAGGCUGCGGUUGCUUUUUUGGCUUUCAAUAGAAAAGUUUCGGAAAAGUUUUGUUCGUAGCAAACUCCUGACUGGUUGCAUUUCAUAACAAUCAUGCUCUCUAAUGUUUUGGUUGACAUCUGUGAUCGGAACAAGGUUUUAUUUUCAUUUUUAGUAACAAGACUGAAAACAUGCUCGCAUUCAGCAUUACUGUGGGGAAUCGUCAAUACCGGUAACAUUACUUUUGACAGUCUGUCAAACUUUUUAUGGCCAUCUACCCCUACAAUAUUCCCCACAGUACUCCACUUUACAUCAACUGAAUCUUCUUUCUUGAAGAGAGAUGAAGUAUUUUCCAGCUGAAAUAAAGAGAACUGUUUUUAAAGUUCAUCAACUGCAAUGUCUCGUUUCAUUAUCAUUAACUGGCAAUAUGAAUGGAAAUCUUUUAGUGAAAAAAGUUACAUCAGAAAAACUUGGCAUUAUCUAUGUUUUCAAUCACUGCAACUUAUGCUUUCUCCAGUACUUCAUUUUUCAGAGGGAAUUUAGUGAUGAUAUAACCACAUGCAGUUACAAAGUAGGUUCUUACUGCAGUAAAAAAUAUCUGUUUGUCGUUUUCUUCAAGUUUUUCAACAACCUGAGAUGUCUUACUACCAAUAACUAAUUCAGAGUCUUCACGCUGAUUCUCAGUGGAGUGGUAACUCACUUGAUGGCACUCUACAUACUUUAUAGCAAAUGGUUUCACAAAUUUUACCAGCAAUUCUUGCAGAAGAUCACAUAGUAACCUUCUCAAAAUGUGAAUUUUAGGAGAGGCAGACUGCAAUACAGUGUUUGUUGUCUCAAAAGAAGGUGUCAUGUAAAGCAAAAAUAGACAAAAUGCUUUGUUCAAAGAAGAAGAAAGGAACAUGAAUAAUUUUUCUUCACGGGACAGAUUCAAAUAUUGGUUUUUCAGGCUAGCUUUUGCUUCUACAGAACUGGAACUGAAUUUAGAUUUAUUCAUUUGCCUACUAUAAGGCAAAUUUUAAUGUAUUCUCUUAUUCUUAACAGUUGUACUUCCUUCAACUGAGUGACUUACAACAAGCCUAGGUGUACUAAGUUAUUGAACUAAGUUUGAGGCAGACAUAGGCCUACAUGGUGACUUAACAGGCAUGUUCACAGAACUGGACGUGCUUGGUACUGAUUUGUUGGCUGAAUGUUUACAACAUGAAGUAGAAAAAUCUUUGUGUUGCAUCAUGUUUACUUACUAAGCCUACAGAACCACUUCUGUCUUCAACUUUUGGGAUUUUGAAUGGCAUUGCAGAUGGCUGCUGCUUCUGCGUAGUCACCUCAUCCUUGAAAAAACUUUGCAAAGGGUCCAAGUUGUCUAUGAGCCUAGGCACACUACGUCCAAGUGAUAACCACCUAGUACAAAUGUGUUUCAAAAUGCUCCUUGCUUCACUAUAGUACAACUCUUGAAAUUGCUGGAGCUUUUCCUUACGUUUGGCACUUUUCUGAAGAUGAUAAUAUAUUUCAAUGAGAAUAUCCCCAGCACUGCAGGGUAGAACAGCUGCUGCUUUUCAGCUGCCAGGUUAAUUAAAUGGCAUGGGCAACCAACAAUAACAAGCACUUCUUGUUUCUGCUUCAGAAAUGCAGCCACACCAUUUUUACUGCCUAACAUCACUGCUGCAUUAUCAGCAGAAAAAGCUACAAGAUGCUCAAUGGGUACAUGUAAACGACCAAGUUCACUUACAAGCAAACUACCAAUGUUCUUUCCUGUGGCAUCACCUUCCAAAGCUGGCAAAGAAAGAAGCUUUGAAACUAUUUUUUGUAGGGAUGGGUCGCAAAAUGUUACGACAAUAGGAUAAAGUUUAGAAUCAGAAUCAUUACUGCCAUCCGUAGGUACAGAAAAAGGCAAAGUUUGUAAAAUACUUACAAUGCACUGGGUUGCAUCUGCAGCCAUCUCUUACAUAAUGGCAGUAGAUUUCGUUCUCCCACAUCCAUACUUUUUUGCCACAUCCGACUUGAGGAACAUUUUUCAGAACAAUGCACCGGCGUGGUCUCCUACGCUCAUCGGAAGGUUAUGUUCAACUAAAAAGAACGUAAACAAACAUUCUGCGCAUAUUACCUACGUCAGUGCCAGAACUUUCACCAACAAUAAAGUUACUGAUUUUUUUAUUUCUUUCACCACUUUUCACAUUUGCCACGUGUUUUGAGCACUUCAGGUGAUUAGUAAUAUAAUUUUUCCCACCGUGAGCAAUGUUCAUAUCACACCUGCAUAUUGAGCAAAAUGCGAACUUCUGCCCUUUGUCCGACUUCAAAAUACACGGCAAGUUUUUACUAUAUUCAUCACGGAACACUUGAAAAUACUGCUUCUUUUUAGCACCAACGGACAUUUUAUCGGCAACUGCUGAACAGCAAACGUAAGAAGACUGCGCUGAAUGCAAACAACCAAAUAGGUACUUAUAAAUCAAACAAAGAAGAACACAAUAUUUGAAAAACACACCAAUCGAGCCAAAAAUGCAUGGCUGCUUCUUGGCUUUGUACCCCGUCCAUUGAACAAAACAACUUUCUUUAUCAAGCCUACGCAUUGUGACACAGUUCCACCAUUUUAGCAACCGACUGUCGAAUCACGAACCGCCGGUCGGUUCGGCUACGUUCGUGCGAUGUGAAUAAAUAUGGUACAGUUAGAAUGACUACAUAUCUCGUACGCUAGUUAGUAAUUGCUGUGGUACCUAAAGCUUACGUUAUUAAACCAGACAUAGGCGUGCGCACGGUAGGUGCCACAGGUGCCUUGGCACCACCAUUAGGGUUAACGUUAUUUUGUUUUUUACAAGCAUAAAUAAUACAUACUUACAAAAAAAAACGUAUUAUUUCCAAAAAAAUAUGUUUUCCAAUUGUGUCGAGUUACAGAUAUGUGCUCAUAAUACUAUCAGUAUAUCAAUUAUAAAUCGAACCAACUAUACACACGGAAACAAGCCAGGUGCAAUUACUUGUGUUGUACACGCGGGCCGCGGCAACGAAACUUCUGAAAUGUAAAUACUUCUCCUAGUUCUCCUCGAAUUACAUAGAAUGCGCGCUCGGUGUCCACUGUUCACUCCACUCGGCAGGCGCACGGAAUAAUAGCCUCUGUCCGCCAUGUAGCACUACUGUGUAAUGUUUACUCUUACUGUUUACUCAUCAGUUUACUGUUCUAAUGAGUACACGAGUACAGCCUGGGAUUGUUACGUGGAUCACUCAUUAAUUAAUUAUUUUAUUUUCACUAGUUGACAGUUGUUGUGGUUAGUUAAUUGCUGUAUAUAUUGUAUGUAUGAUGUAUAAAUGGGUGAUUAAAAUUAAAAAGCCGGGUCCCGAAAAGGAUUACUCAAUGACUUAUAUGCAGUCGCCGACAAAACAUUUUUGUUGUAUUCCAAAAGUUAAAACUUUUGCCCACUCUUAUUUGUGUAUUUUUAUUAUUUUAAUAUUUUACAUAUUUGAGGUAUGUUACAAAAACUCCCUUGAUUUGUUGAUUUUAAAACUUAACAUUUAAGAAUGUUUUUUCUAGCAUUUAUUUGGCGUCUUUAAAAAAAAUGUAAGUACGGUUUUUCAAAGCCACCAGCAUGAAUUCCGUGCAAACAAUUUGUGCAAUUUACUUUAUGGCUCAACAAAGCUUAAAACUGUAAAUAGUUUAGUAGUUUUCCUGGCGAUUAAAACGUUCAAAACCAUAAUUUGUCAUAAAAAAUGUUAAAAUUUUUACAUCUGUGUAUUUAAUGUUUUUGUUCGGAAACACCUUAAAUAGCACCAUUUUGCGCUUUCAAAUCCAAAUUUUUCCGGGGGAGAACCCCCAUACCCCCCCACCCCCCACCCCCCCUCGCUUUAGGCUCGGGUCCGUGAAUGAUAGGGCUGUUGUGUAAUCUGGCACCACCACUACUAAAGUCCUGCGCACGCCUAUGAAACCAGACACAAUACUUCGGUUACAAGUACGAUAUGCGUGCCAUAAGUAUGAUACCACAAGCGCACAAUUUAUUGAAAUCGGUAGUAUGGCGCGGAAAAUUGUUCAAUCUCAAAAUGACAUAUGAAAAAUCAGUAAAAUAUUAACAGCUCCCGUAAAACUGUAAAAACCAAGCACUUUCCGUACAUUUUACGGAAGAUCCCUAAAGGUUGGCAUGUCUGCGUCAGCCUUUGAAAAUUGUAAUAUUUUCACAUUUCCUGUGAUAAGACACAUGGGCACGAGUUUUUGGCCCUUGACAAUGUUAAUUUUACCGCUGGGUGGAAGCAAACAACACAAGAUAAUGAAGAUAAUAAGCAGGGCUUUAAAAAGUUUUCAGGUAAGUCUGACUGAUCAAAAGUAAACUAUUAAAAAGUUUUUUUUAACCACCACACAACAAAAUAAACACUAAAAAUAUUUUGGGAUCACAAAAUAACUUAACACUGCGGACUUCACUUUAUCCAAAAUGUGGAUAUUAUACAUUUGUAUGUACAUUAUUUCUUUUCUUUAUUAAUGUUGUUUGUAUUCAUUUUUUACUUGUAUACAGCCAGUCUAUUUUGGACUAUGUUGGUUGGCACUUAAUAAAUGUAUAAAUAAAUAAAAUGAGCAUUGUUGGAAAGUAACUAGUUUUUAUGAAUGUUACAGUUGUGUAAGUCUUUUUGAGUUCACAUAAUUAUAUAACCUAUACAGAUGGCUGGAUGCAUAGCCUAAAUUAAUAGCAAAGCUAUAAAAUAAUGAUACCCAACUACAGUCGUAGUUUGUCAUGCAAAGUAGCUGUAAGAAAACACUAUGCUUAUCUUUGAGUGAACUUCAAGAAAUUAACUUUAAUCCACUAUUCAUCUCAUUGAAUUAAUUUGGUAUUAGGUUACUAAAGAUUACCACGGAUAAAAGUUAACUUAAUAAUUUAAUUUGUUGAUGAAAAGGUGGCUUUCACAAUGCAUGAGUUACUUAAGAGUGCAACAUCUAAAUGAAAAAACGGGAUUGUCUGUAAAGUCGGCUUAUGGACGAUAAUUUUA